CCCCCUUCGGAGUACGCAGGGCUCGACUUAACAAUACAGUACAGCUAAUUUGGCGACGGGCCUGGCCCCACCGAUCACCCUGGUCCUUAUCUCAGGCAUAGAUAGGAUGCGACGCAGGGGCUCAAAGGCUCAGGGGGAGAGCACGGGUUGCCUUUGGAUCACCGGAAAUUAAGGAGAGGGGAAACAACGUGUAGAGCGAUUCUCCCUUCCAUGGAUCCUCUCUGACUGUGAAACAUGUGAAUGACUAGAACACUAAAGUUGGACUCAAAGAAAAGGGUCUCGCCAGUUCUGGCCGCGAGUUCACUCGCACAGGACGUGGGAACGCGCACAUACACACGCCCAAACCGAAGUCGGCGAUUCCUAGGAGCCGACUCGGAAAAGUCCCAUGCAAGUGUGGAGAGGCGUCUGCCCCACGUGUAUUGCGGCUCACUCCCUGGCAAGCGAGCAUAAGGGUUGCACGGGCUGCCGCUGCACCGGGACCGGGUCGAGCCGGAAAAGAAGACAAAACCUCCGUCCGGGGGUUGCGAGCAGGCGCCGUUCCGCCUGAGGCCCGGCAGGAGGCGCUGUGGCGCCAGGCGAAGGAGGAAGCCGCGCUGCCUGCUGGGAGCUGUCAGUGCCCUCUCCGGUGUGUUUAGGCGGCGGGGCUCUUCCGGCUGAGGACGGCCAGUUAACGCCUUUACAUGAAUUGCAAGCUGUUCUCUAGUAGCACUCCGCGGGAGGAUGAAUGCAGAGGAGCUGGAACUACUGGGUGACUCCAAGUACAGGAACUAUGUAGCCGCUGUUGACAAGGCUCUGAAAAGUUUUGAGUACUCUAGUGAGUGGGCUGACUUAAUUUCUUCACUGGGAAAGCUAAACAAGGUUCUCCAAAACAAUGCAAAGUACCAAGUUGUACCAAAAAAGUUGACGGUAGGCAAACGCCUUGCGCAAUGCCUUCAUCCUGCCUUGCCAGGUGGGGUGCACCGCAAGGCCCUUGAAACAUAUGAGAUUAUCUUUAAAAUCAUUGGGCCCAAGCGCCUUGCCAAAGACCUCUUCCUAUACAGUUCCGGGCUGUUUCCUCUUCUUGCCAAUGCUGCUAUGUCUGUUAAGCCAGCCUUACUCAGCCUGUAUGAGGUAUACUACCUGCCCUUGGGCAAAACAUUGAAACCAGGCCUGCAGGGGUUGUUAACUGGAAUACUUCCUGGUUUGGAAGAGGGGUCUGAGUAUUAUGAAAGAACAAACACCCUGUUGGAAAAAGUGGCUGCUGCAGUGGACCAGUCGGCUUUCUACAGUGCACUGUGGGGCAGUCUUCUGACUAGUCCAGCAGUUCGGUUGCCUGGAAUUACUUACGUCCUCUCCCACCUCAACAGGAAGCUUUCUAUGGAAGACCAGCUCUAUAUAAUAGGCAGCGACAUCGAACUGAUGGUAGAAGCAGUGAGCACUUCAGUGCAGGAUUCCAGUGUAUUAGUACAGAGGAGCACACUGGAUCUGAUACUUUUCUGUUUUCCAUUCCACAUGAGUCAGGCAACACGCCCAGAUAUGAUCAGAAUUCUGUCAGCAUCUCUACAUGUAGUUCUGCGCAGAGAUAUGUCACUCAAUAGAAGGCUUUAUGCCUGGCUUCUAGGUUUUGAUAACAAUGGUGCCAUUAUAGGGCCUAGAAGCACACGGCAUAGUAAUCCCGAAGAACAUGCUACAUACUACUUCAAUACGUUUUCUAAGGAUAUGCUAGUUCAGGCUAUGGUGGGAAUCUUGCAAGUCAACGGGCAUGGGGAGGAGAGCACAUUGAUGCAGGACCUGAAGCCUUUCCGAAUUCUUAUCAGUUUACUGGACAAACCUGAGCUGGGACCCGUAAUAUUGGAGGAUGUUCUAAUUGAAGUGUUUAGGACAUUAUAUACACAAUGCAAAGCUGAGUUGGAUCUUCAGGUGGAGUCUUCCUUCAGCAAGGACCAUGCACAGCUAAGCAGCAAAUUGAGGGAGAAUAAGAAAACAGCAGAGUUGAUUAAGACUGCCAAUCUUCUGUUUAAUUCCUUUGAGCCUUACUAUAUGUGGGAUUACAUUGCCCGUUGGUUUGAAGAAUGUUGCAGGAGGACAUUGCAUGCCCGACUGCAGCCUGGGCCCGGAGGUGGGAGUGAGCCCUCCGAGCUCCCCCUGACCAAUUUCUGCCUCCUUGUUGACUUCUUAUUGGAUAUUGUGUCUUUGCCUACUAGAAGUAUGAGGGUGCUUUGUCAGAUGCCACUGGUUUCUAUAGAAAAUCCCGGUGAUGUGUUUGAAGAUGGUGAAAAUCCUCCCAGCAGUCGGUCCUCUGAAAGUGGCUUUACGGAGUUUGUCCAGUACCAAGCAGAUACCAUGGAUGACAUUGACCGGAUGUUGAGCGGAGGUCCAGGAGCCAUCGGCAUCCCCAUCCUUGGCAGCGCCUCCUCGGAGACCGAGACGGCCUCCACAGUGGGUUCAGAAGAAACCCUUGUGCAGCCUUCUCCCAAGACGACCCAGGGGACAGGCUCUCGAAGUGGGAAGACAGUCACCAUUCAAAAGACUGCAAUGCAGUGCUGUUUGGAGUAUGUCCAGCAGUUUUUAACCAGAUUUAUCAACCUAUACAUCAUUCCUAGCCAUUCAGUUUCUCGGCCAGCGGCAGCAGAGCCUCAGGAGGAACUCCAUAAAGGGAAAGGGGACGCUGUCCAAUGUGCAAGAGAGUCUCAAGGAGACGGAGCUAAAGGCAAGAAAAUAACUAAGAAGACAUCGCCAAAAGAAUACCUUUCUUCCUUUAUUGCUGCGUGUCAGCUCUUCCUUGAAUGUUCCAGUUUUCCAGUUUACAUUGCAGAGGGAAACCACACCUCAGAAAUACAUUCCGAGAAGAUAGAUACUGAUUAUGAGCAAGAGCAGCCCCCUUUAUGGCUCCAGACUCUUAUGAGUGCUUGCAGACAUGCAAAUGAUUUUAGCAUUCAAGGUGUCACUAUUUCUUUAAUAAUGGACUUAGUUGGAUUGACUCAGUCAGUUGCAGUUGUCACCGGAGAGAAUCCUAAUAGUGUGGAAGCAGCACAACCUCUUAGUCCAAACCAGGGAAGAGUGGCUGUAGUCAUCAGACCUCCUCUGAAUCAAGGCAACCUCCGAUACAUGGCUGAAAAGACUGAUUUUUUCAAGCAUGUGGCCUUAACUCUGUGGGACCAGUUGGGUGAUGGCACACCUCAGCAUCACCAGAAGAGCGUGGAGCUUUUUUUCCAGUUGCACAAUCUCGUUCCAUCAUCUAGCAUUUGCGAGGAUGUUAUCAGUCAGCAGUUGACCCACAGAGACAAGAAAAUUAGGAUGGAAGCACAUUCAAAAUUUGCAGUCCUCUGGCAUCUUACCAGAGACCUCCAUAUUAACAAGUCCUCAUCCUAUGGACGUUCCUUUGACAGGUCCUUAUUUAUUAUGCUGGAUAGUCUUAACAGUUUAGAUGGUUGUACCUGGUCUGUUGGUCAGGCCUGGCUAAAUCAAGUUCUCCAGCGUCAUGACAUUGCAAGAGUCCUCGAACCUUUGCUUCUGCUGCUUCUCCAUCCAAAGACUCAGCGCAUUUCUGUCCAAAGGGUGCAAGCCGAGUGCUAUUGGAAUAAAUCCCCCUGUUAUCCUGAAGAAGGAAAUGAAAAGCUUUUUGUGCAGAAUUUUAACUGUGACAGUUCAUUUGCCCACAUGCCAGCAAGUCAAGAACCAGAUGUUUCAGCUAAAGAAAACAAUGAAAAACAGCUUGUCAUGGAUGAAAUGGAGAACUUUAGUCUUACAGUCAAUCCGUUGAGUGACAGGAUCUCCCUGUUAAGUACUAGCAGUGAAACUAUUCCUCUGGUUACCUCCGAUUUUGACCUUCCUGACCAUCAGAUAGAAAUAAUGCAGAGUUCCGACUCUGGCUGUUCCCAGUCAUCUGUUGGGGAUAACCUUAGCUAUGAGGUGGAGGUGGAAGGCCUGACAGCAUCAGAAAGUUCUCAGCAUUUGAGAGGAGAUUCAGCAGAUGAAAUAGUCCAACAGGUGGUCAGUGACUUGAUAUGCAAGGUGGUUAGUGGACUUGGUGAGGACACAGAACCAUCUACACAUUACCUGUACCCAGAGGAUACCUCAGCUAAAUUAAAUGCUAUGGAUCCCUGUGAAGAGGUGACUAAAAGUGAAGAUGCAAACAUUCAAGACAGCCAGAGCAGUUUGCUUAGCAAUGACAGUUCUCAGCUCUUGUCUGUCUCAACUGAGACGGGACUUGAAAGCAUUUCUAAUGAAAUCUCCAGGAACAAUUCCUCCCCUUGCAUCUCAGUGAGCCAGCAGGCUCUCAGUGACCCAAAUUCCACUUCAACAGAAGCAAAGUCCAGACAGAGGAGUCACAGCAGCAUCCAGUUCAGCUUCAAAGGGAAAUUUCCUGAGAAAAUGUCAGAGAAAGAAACUAUCGUGAAAGAGUCCAGUAAGCAGCCAGGAGCCAAGCCAAAAGUCAAAAUAGCCAAAAGGAAAGAUGAAGAAAAGAAGAAAGCACAGAGUGAGAAACUGAAACAAACCAGUGUUUUCUUUAGCGAUGGCCUUGACUUGGAAAACUGGUACAGCUGUGGAGAGGGGGAAAUCUCAGAAAUUGAGAGUGACACCGGAUCUCCGGGAAUGCGGAAAUCACCAAAUUUUAACAUACAUCCCUUGUACCAGCAUGUUUUGCUAUACCUUCAGGUGUAUGACUCCUCGAGAACUCUGUAUGCUUUUUCUGCAAUUAAAGCCAUCUUGAAAACAAACCCUUCUGCUUUUGUGAACGCCAUCUCCACCACCAGCGUCAACAAUGCCUACACACCCCAGCUCUCCCUUCUUCAGAAUCUCUUGGCCAGGCACCGCAUAUCGGUUAUGGGCAAAGACUUUUACAGCCACAUCCCAGUGGACUCAAAUCAUAAUUUCCGAAGCUCCAUGUAUAUAGAGAUUCUGAUUUCUUUGUGUCUCUACUACACGAGGAGCCACUAUCCAACCCACGUGAAAGUUUCCUCCCAAGACCUGAUAGGGAACCGCAACAUGCAGAUGAUGAGCAUUGAAAUCUUGACUCUUCUGUUUGCCGAGCUGGCAAAAGUGGUAGAAAGUUCCACCAAGGGCUUCCCCAGCUUCAUUUCAGACAUCCUGUCCAAAUGCAAAGUCCAGAAGGUGGUCCUGCACUGUCUGUUGUCUUCAAUUUUCAGUGCCCAGAAGUGGCACAGUGAGAAGGUUGCUGGGAAAAAUAUAGUCGCCAUUGAGGAAGGUUUCUCUGAAGACAGCCUUAUUAACUUUUCUGAAGACGAAUUCGACAACGGCAGCACCCUGCAGUCUCAGCUCUUGAAAGUCCUUCAGCGGCUCAUUGUCCUGGAGCACCGAGUCAUGACCGUACCUGAGGAGAACGAGGCAACCUUUGAGUAUGUCAUCGCUGACCUGGAACACAUCAACCCCCAGCAGCCAAUGACUUCCCUUCAGUAUUUACAUUCUCAACCAAUAACUUCCCAGGGCAUGUUUCUCUGUGCCGUGAUAAGAGCGUUACACCAGCACUGUGCCUGUAAAAUGCAUCCCCAGUGGAUAGGUCUAAUCACCGCGUCGCUGCCUUACAUGGGGAAAGUGCUCCAAAGGGUGGUGGUUUCCGUGACUCUCCAACUUUGCAGGAACCUGGAUAACCUGAUUCAGCAAUACAAAUACGAAACAGGAUUUUCUGACAGCAGGCCCCUUUGGAUGGCAUCGGUUACGCCACCAGAUAUGAUGCUUACUCUUUUGGAAGGCAUCACCACCAUCAUUCACUACUGCUUACUUGACCCAUCUGCCCAGUAUCAUCAGCUUCUGGUGAAUGUAGAUCAGAAGCACAUGUUGGAAGCUCGCAGUGGGAUCUUGUCGAUCCUUCAUAUGAUCAUGUCAUCCGUGACGCUUCUGUGGAGCAUCUUGUACCAGGCCGACUCUUCAGAGAAAACAACUGCUGCAGCUGCUGCGGCUGUUACCACAAUUAAUCUUGGAUCAACAAAGAACCUGAGGCAACAGAUUCUUGAAUUACUGGGACCAAUAUCAAUGAACCAUGGCGUUCAUUUUAUGGCAGCUAUUGCAUUUGUGUGGAAUGAGAGAAGACAGAGCAUACAUGUUUCAAGGACUAAGGUCAUUCCCACGGCCAGUGAAGAACAGCUCCUGCUCGUGGAGUUGGUUCGUUCUAUCAGUGUGAUGAGAACUGAGACCGUGAUCCAGACGGUGAAAGAGGUCUUGAAGCAACCCCCGGCCAUAGCCAAGGACAAGAAGCACCUUUCCCUGGAAGUCUGCAUGUUGCAGUUCUUUUUUGCAUACAUUCAGAGAAUCCCGGUGUCCAACAUAGUUGACAGCUGGGCUUCGCUAUUGCUUCUCUUGAAGGAUUCCAUACAACUUGGCCUCCCAGCGCCAGGGCAGUUUCUGAUUCUUGGAGUUUUAAACGAGUUCAUUAUGAAAAAUCCCAAUUUAGAUAAUAAGAAGGACCAGAGAGAUCUUCAGGAUGUAACUCACAAAAUAGUGGAUGCCAUUGGAGCCAUUGCUGGCUCGUCCCUGGAACAGACGACAUGGCUCAGGCGAAAUCUAGAGGUUAAGCCUUCCCCCAAGAUUGUGGUCGACGGGAACAACCUGGAGUCAGAUGUAGAAGGUUGUAUUUUUUUUUCUUCCUCCAAAAUGUCUAAUCAUUAACCAAUAUAAGUUGUUUAUUUUGAUUGCAGUUGUGGGACAGGGCUCCUUCAAACUCAGUAUAAAUUCAGUUAAGGACUGUAUAGAUUUACAUCUCUCUCUCUCUCUGUCUCUAGCUGGGUAAGGAAUCAUUUGUGUUAAUAGGUUCUGAGUAUGUGUGUGUGUGUGUGUGUGUGUGUGUGUGUGUGUAUGAGAGAGAGAGAGAGAGAGAGAGAGAGAACAGUGGGAUUUGGGGAAAGUUCCCUGCUGGAUUAUAGCCUUGGCUAGGAGGGUUUCCUUCACAGCCAACACCUUUACUCUUUUGCUCUUCCUUCUUCAGCACGUGUGGCUGUAGCUCAGAGCAGUUCCCUCAAUCUGUUUGCUAAUCGGGAUGUUGAGUUGGAGCAGCGGGCGAUGCUUCUCAAGAGGCUGGCCUUCGCUAUUUUUAGUAGUGAAGUGGACCAAUACCAGAAAUACCUUCCAGACAUACAAGAACGUCUGGUUGAAAGUCUCCGUCUGCCUCAGGUGCCCACCUUGCAUUCCCAAGUGUUCCUGUUUUUCCGGGUUUUGCUUUUAAGAAUGUCUCCACAGCACCUGACCUCUCUUUGGCCUACUAUGAUCACAGAAUUGGUCCAGGUAUUUUUAUUAAUGGAACAAGAACUCACAGCGGAUGAAGAUAUCUCAAGGACGUCAGGUCCAUCUGUUGCUGGCCUGGAAACCACAUAUACAGGAGGCAAUGGAUUCUCCACAUCCUACAACAGCCAGAGAUGGUUAAAUUUUUAUUUGUCAGCUUGUAAAUUUCUGGAUUUAGCCUUGGCGCUACCCUCUGAACAUCUUCCUCAGUUCCAGAUGUAUCGGUGGGCCUUCAUUCCAGAAGCUUCAGAUGAUUCGGGGUUAGAAGUGCGGAGACAAGGCACGCACCAGAGGGAAUUCAAACCGUAUGUGGUGCGAUUAGCAAAACUGCUACGGAAAAAAGCAAAGAAAAACCCAGAGGAAGACAGCUCAGGGAAAACCUUAAACUGGGAACCUGGCCACUUGCUCUUGACCAUCUGCGCCGUCCGCACUAUUGAGCAGCUUCUGCCUUUCUUCAACGUCUUGAGCCAGGUCUUUAACAGCAAAGUCACCAGCAGGAGCCUUGGCCAUUCAGGAAGCCCCAUGCUUUACCCAAACUCCUUCCCCAACAAGGACAUGAAAAUGGAGAACCAAAAAACAUUUGCCACAAAAGCAAGGCAAAAAAUUGAAGAGAUGGUAGAAAAAGACUUUCUGGAAGGGGUCAUAAAGACAUGAGGCAUAAAUGGCAAGAUGUUUACCUUACAUCCUGUUGACUUCAAAUGAAACCACUCCAUCCCUCCAGACUGUAUAGUUUCCUUUUUCAUACUUUGUAUGUAAUGUAUACUUCAGUAUGUAUUUAAUUUAAAUACCUGUAAAUAAGUUCUGGAUGUGGCCUGAAUCAAGUUUAAAUAUCACUGGCUCA
Molecule: messenger RNA, 8056 nt
Organism: Pogona vitticeps (central bearded dragon)
Lineage: Eukaryota; Metazoa; Chordata; Lepidosauria; Squamata; Agamidae
Source: RefSeq, a predicted model, not a curated record